GAGAAAGAGUUGUGGAAGCCAUUUUUUGCUUUCAUUUCCUCAGAGCCUUACCUUUCGAAAUCAAAAUGACAGAAUCGUCUGACACUGAUAACAAUUUGACAAAAAAGAAACCUUUUUCCUUUCAAUUACGAAAGUACCUUCCUCCAUUUCUCUCCUUUAAAGCUUGUCGUUCAAGGUUUCAGUCUUUCCUUUCAAACCUCGAUUUUCCGCCAGAAAGGAUUUCUGGAAGGCGGGCAAGAGAAAGCCUAAGACCUGUUUUCGGUUAUCCAUACUUUUGUAUUUUUCGGUAAAUAUUAAAGCAAAAAAGUGAUGGCUGAAGAAGAAGUUACGGCGGUGCCGAUGACGAUGACGGAGCAAACCCCAGAACCGAAAAAGGUGGAAACCCUAGAAGCGCAAGGUUCAAAAGAAGCCACUAUCGAAUCUGCGGUUCGUGGAGGUACCGAGUCUACAUGCAAUAAUGAGAACAACACUGAAAGCUGUGGAAUUGCUCCGGAUAUUGGCCGAGCGAAGGCGCUGGAGUUGGCAGAUGAGUUGACGGAGAAAGGAUCCAAGGCUUUUAAAGAAAACGAUUUCACCCAAGCUGCCCAUUUCUUUCGCCGUGCCCUUGAAAUCAGGGGUUUGCAUCACGGUGAACUUGCAGUCGCAUGUCUCAACGUGUACUAUCUGUAUGGACGCGCAUUGCUGUGCAAGGCUCAAGAGGAGACUGGUCCUCUGGUUUCUGUUCCGGAAAAGGAUGGUGAGAUUCUGCAAGACUCAAACAAAGAGGGGCCGACCAAAAGUGCUGUAACUCGGGAAUCUUCAGUUGCUUCUGUAUCAAGCAAUUCGGAACAGGAUGGCAGUGAAAAAGACGAGGAUAGUGACGAUAGCGACACUGAUGAUGUGAUUGAAGCUGAAGCAAAUGAGGACAUGGAUGAAUCGGAAUUGGAUUUGGAUUUGGCAUGGAAAAUGCUAGAUACUGCGAGGGCAAUUGCUGAAAAACAGCAGUUGGGUGACACCAUGGAGAAAGUGGAUAUUUUAUCUGCAUUGGCUGAAGUUGACUUGGAAAGGGAGGACAUUGAAUCUUCACUUGGCAAUUACCAGAAAGCUCUAUCCAUUUUGCAACAGCUGGUUGAACCAGAUCACCGGCAAAUAGCUGAACUGAAUUUUCGGAUUUGUACGUGUUUGGAGAUUGACUCAAACCCCAAAGAAGCAAUUCCAUACGGUCAGAAGGCCAUCUCAGUUUGCAAGUCUCGGGUGCAACUGCUCACGAAUGAGAUAAUGAUUUCCCCUGGAUUAGCAUCAUCUUCAGCUGCCUCUGAAUUGGGUGACGGUGAACAACUGUCUAAGGGCUCUCCGACUGUUCUAUCUGUCAAAGAUAAAGAAGCAGAAAUUGACAAUCUUGUUGGACUUGCUGAAGACCUGGAAAAGAAGCUUGAAGAUCUAGAGCAGCUGAUCUCCGACCCAAAGUCAAUUAUUGCAGAAAUCCGGGGAAUGGCAUCUGGCAAGUCAAGGGGCGGUGAGAAUAAUGCAUCUCCUGCUGCAGUGAACUCUUCACAUAUGUCUCCUGCUAACAGCAAUGUAGAUCAUUUUGACUCUCCAACUGUUUCCACUGCUCAUACAAAUGGGGCCGUGGCGGUCACUCGUCUUGGCAUCGUAGGAAAAGGAGUGAAGCGUGUUUUGAUGAGUGCAGGUGCCGUAGAAUCGAGCUCAAUAAAGAAACCUACAAUUGGCCCAUAAUCUGAGGGAGGCGGCAUCAGUGCCUCCUGAUGUUGGGUCCUAGAUUUUGAUAAUGCCUAACUAGUAGUUAUCGGGGUCUGCCGUUGAAUCUUACCAUCUGUAGUAGCAAACUACAGUUUUGGUUGCCUGUAUUCAUAAUUGAUAUAUUCUGCUGUAAUAUGCUUCUGAAAAACUCUUACCAUUUUCGUGCAAAGCUCUCAUCAAGUAAUGUAUCUAAUAUGUAAUUGCGGUACAUCAAUGGUUAGAUAUAAUCAUUUCCCUACUUUUAAAA
Messenger RNA from Gossypium raimondii (Peruvian cotton), 1987 nucleotides. RefSeq lists its product as uncharacterized. Bases 310 to 1716 code for a protein of 468 amino acids. Gene Ontology annotation, cellular component: nucleoplasm. Gene Ontology annotation, molecular function: histone binding. The record is from RefSeq and is a predicted model, not a curated record. The transcript has 6 exons. Lineage: Eukaryota; Viridiplantae; Streptophyta; Magnoliopsida; Malvales; Malvaceae. Gene Ontology annotation, biological process: CENP-A containing chromatin assembly; DNA replication-dependent chromatin assembly.